Molecule: messenger RNA, 2812 nt
Organism: Medicago truncatula (barrel medic)
Lineage: Eukaryota; Viridiplantae; Streptophyta; Magnoliopsida; Fabales; Fabaceae
Product: putative pentatricopeptide repeat-containing protein At1g12700, mitochondrial
Exons: 2
Coding region: 374-2200 (608 amino acids)
Molecular function (GO): mRNA binding; protein binding
Source: RefSeq, a predicted model, not a curated record
GUUGAACUCAAAAAACGGCAAAUAAAAUUUUGUGUGUAUUUUACAUAAAAAAUAGGGUUUAUUUUAUAACAAAAAUAGGUCAGCAGUGAUCUUCAUCGUCCUUCUAUUCUCAUAGCAAGCAAGUAUCAACUCAGAAAAGGUUUGUGCUUUUUCUUCUUCUGUAUGUUGGAACUUGGAACAGUGACCCAUGUUCAAGGACAGCGACUACCUUGUGUGUUUCAAAUAUUGCUUACAAACUGUUCGACGUAAUGUCUCAGUUACUAAUUUAAUUAGUAAGAACAAUCAACUGUCCAUUUAUUUGAAAUCCCACCACUGCUGUGCUUACAAAGUGUUUGACGUAAUGUCAUUGUAAACUUUUGAUGAAUUUUCCCGAAUGCUUCGAAGAAUCUCUUUUCUCUCUUGUUUUCGUCUUCUUCACCACAUGUGUACUACCACCUCUCCUUUUCCUUCUCCUGCUUUGCAUAUUCCACUUCACUCUCAUUGCACCAAAUCAACAAACAUUAAUCAUGAAAUUCAGUCACAUAGCAACAAAACCCAGUUUCUGAAUUUCAUGAGAAACCAAUGCAAAUCAGGUAAACUGAAGAGCAUUGAUGAAGCUUUAAAUUUUUUUCAUACCAUGGCUAAAAUGAACCCUUUGCCUUCUGUUAUAGACUUUACUUUGUUAUUAGGGUUUAUUGUGAAGAUGAAGCAUUACACAACUGCUAUAUCUUUAGUUAAAGAAAUGCAUUCUUCUUUAGGUAUAAAGCCUGAUACUUUUAUUCUUAAUGUUGUUAUCAAUUCACUUUGCCAUUUAAAGUUGGUUGCUUUUGGGUUUUCUGUGUUGGGGACUAUGUUAAAACUUGGUCUUGAGCCUUCUGUGGUGACUUUUACCAUUCUUAUCAAUGGGCUUUGUGUGAAAGGCGAUGUGGGCCGGGCCGUGGAGUUGGUUGAUCAUGUGGAAAAGACGGGGUAUCGUUCGGAUGUUAAGACUUAUGGGGUGUUGAUUAAUGGGUUGUGUAAGAUGGGCAAAACUUCUGAAGCCGUUGGGUGGUUAAGGAAGAUGGAGGAAAGAAAUUGGAACCCUAAUGUGGUGGUUUAUAGCACAGUUAUGGAUGGUUUGUGCAAGGAUGGAUUGGUAUCUGAGGCGUUAGGUUUGUGUUUGGAAAUGAGUGGGAAGGGUAUUAAGCCUAAUCUUGUUACUUACACUUGUUUGAUUCAAGGUCUUUGUAAUUUUGGACGUUGGAAAGAGGCUGGUUCGCUGUUGGAUGAGAUGAUGAAAAUGGGAGUGAUGCCGGAUUUGCAAUCACUUAACAUUUUGGUGGAUGUUCUUUGCAAAGAAGGGAAAAUUAUGCAGGCAAAAAGUGUGAUCGGUUUUAUGAUUUUGGUAGGGGAAGUGCCAGAUGUAUUUACCUACAAUUCUUUGAUUGAUAGAUAUUGUUUGCAAAAUCAAAUGGAUGAGGCAACAAGAGUAUUUGAACUAAUGGUUAGCAGGGGAUGUUUACCAGACAUUGUAGCUUACACUUCGCUCAUCCAUGGAUGGUGCAAGAUUAAAAACAUUAAUAAGGCUAUGCACCUCUUGGAUGAAAUGAUUAAGGUUGGUUUCACCCCUGACGUUGUCACAUGGACCACUCUCAUAGGUGGUUUUUGUCAAGUUGGUAGACCAUUGGCCGCAAAAGAACUGUUUUUAAAUAUGCACAAAUACGGUCAAGUUCCCAAUCUUCAAACUUGCGCUAUUAUAUUGGAUGGACUGUGUAAAAGCCAACUUCUUUCUGAGGCAUUAUCGUUGUUUCACGCAAUGGAGAAGAGUAAUCUUGAUCUUAAUAUUGUGAUUUAUAGUAUUAUACUUGACGGAAUGUGCAGUGCUGGAAAACUAAAUACUGCGUUGGAACUUUUUUCAUGCUUGCCUGCUAAAGGUUUGCAAAUUAAUGUUUAUGCUUAUACCAUUAUGAUUAACGGUUUUGCUAAACAAGGAUUGUUGGAUAAAGCUGAAGACUUACUGAGUAAUAUGGAAGAGAAUGGGUGCAUGCCUGAUAGCUGCACUUACAAUGUCUUUGUCCAAGGCUUGGUAGCAGAAAGAGAGAUUGCAAGGUCAAUAAAAUACCUUACAAUGAUGAGAGACAAAGGCUUUUCUGUAGAUGCCACCACCACAGAAAUGAUUAUCAACUACUUGUCCACUAACCAAGGAGACAAUGAAUUAAGAGAAUUUUUGUUUCCAAAAUAAUAACACAUUUUUGAAGAGUUUCAGUAGAUGUGUUUAUUUGAUGCAGACUUUCAGUUCAUUCAUUUUCUAUAAUCAAUAGCAUCUGACACAACAAUGAGAACGGACAUAGGCUUCAAAACUUAUAUUUAACUAUAUUAUUCAAAAUUGCUACCAUUCAAAUGUGUUCGCCUGACAAUUUAUGCGACCAACAGAGUCGGCCCUUAACAGAGUUUCUCCUUGGCAUAUUUUGUGGGUAUCAAAGACCUCCUAGAGGCAUCCAGUGUCAUGCUGACAAACUUGGAGAUUACUUUUCUUGUGCUGAAGAUGGAGACAGAUAGGAGAAUAGAUGAAUUUAUACCCUUUGUCUGUGGAGUACAAAUAAAUUUUUCGGCAUAGUCUGUUUUUUGUAUAUAAAUAUGAACUUGUCGUUUCCAUAAAGAGGAUAGGGAUGUUCUUUAUUUGUUUAUCAUCAAUGCUCACUUCAGUUCAUAGCAAAGGGAUAUAUAUUUGAAUAGAAAAAUGUCAAUAUAAAACGAUCUAGAGAUAUGAUGAUUACAUAAAAUUGAAAAUCUAGAGAGAAUAGUUCAAACGUGAGUCUAAUAUCGAUGUCUCAUUUGAAACUGUUUCAUUGUA